Molecule: messenger RNA, 1350 nt
Organism: Aureobasidium namibiae CBS 147.97
Lineage: Eukaryota; Fungi; Ascomycota; Dothideomycetes; Dothideales; Saccotheciaceae
Exons: 3
Coding region: 1-1350 (449 amino acids)
Molecular function (GO): chloride channel activity
Source: RefSeq, a predicted model, not a curated record
AUGUCUACAGGCACUCCAUCUGUCAAUGUCUCUCGUGAGGCAACAUGGAAGGCCCAGGGUUUCCAUGCUUCGUCCCGUAGACCGCAACCCCACCACCUCGAAAUGGAGGACUACUUCGCCGGUCCCAGAGAUAUGGCACGACACUCGAAGCUACCCUUCUUCAUGCGCCUGCACGGCAGUGUUCUGCCAAAGAUGAUCCUUCCGCUUCUCUUCAUCGGCGGCUGGGCAACUGCAAUCACGCUCAUCUCGAAAUUUGUUACCAACCUGGGCAUCAACUCACUCUUGCUGACAGUGCUGGGUUUCGUGGUCGGUCUGGCUUUGUCGUUCCGCUCAUCGACAGCAUAUGAGCGCUACAAUGACGGACGCAAGUACUGGUCGCAGCUGAUGCUGACUUCUCGCAACAUGGCACGCCUGAUCUGGGUACACGUCGAAGAGCGACACAGCGAGUCCGAGGAGCUGGGAAAGCGGGACUUGCUGGACAAGCUCAGUGCUCUCAAUCUCGUCAAUGCCUUCGCCGUUGCCCUGAAGCAUCGCCUGCGUUUCGAGCCAGCCCUCGAGUACCCGGAUCUAGAGCCAUUGGUUGCCCAUCUUAACCUUAUGGCUGGUACUGCUGAUCAAGUCGCCCUACGCAAGGGCAAGACUACCCCAUGGAAGCACGUCGGCGAGUACCUGGGCGUCUCGUUUGCUGAAUCCAACCCCCGCAAAUUGAUCAAGCGCGCCAAUGAUAACCUUGGCAAUCCACCACUCGAGAUCCUGACCUAUCUGUCUUCUUACAUGGAACAUGUCAUGCAGGAGAAGCUCAUGCCAGGCCCGAUCCAUCAAACUUGGAGUAUGAACAACAUAGGCUCUCUGGCAGAUGUCCUCACCGGUACCGAGCGUGUGCUGAACACUCCUCUACCCAUCGCCUAUACCAUCUCUAUUUCGCAAAUCACCUGGGCAUAUGUUCUUGUCUUGCCCUUCCAGCUGUACAAGUAUCUCGACUGGGUUACCAUCCCUGGCACCAUACUGGCUGCUUACAUCAUUCUCGGUCUCAGUAAGAUUGGUACCGAGAUUGAGAACCCAUUCGGCAACGAUGUCAACGACCUGCCCCUAGACGACUACUGCCGCGAAUUGGCUGCCGAUAUUGAUGUCAUGACCAGCAUUCCUCCUCCUCGCGUCGAGGAUUGGGCACGUGCUCCAAACAACCGUGUACUGCACCCUCUUAGUGCCACUGGUUACGAAGGUUGGGAGCAAAGAAGUCUUGAGGAUAUCCGUGAGGCCCUUAGAGCAAAGGCCACCACUUCUGUCAAAUCCAUCCACGCUGAGAGACCUGAUACUCCUUUUGCCGAGCCUAAGGUUGCCACCGUCUGA